AUGACCAAUAAUAACAAUGCAAUAAAAGCAUGCUGGUUGGUGAUGUUAAGCAUGGGCGUGGGUGUGGCCCGGUGGAACGGCCCGGUCAAGGCGCUUUACCAUAAUGAAAAAAGGAAGAUUAUUUCGUCUUAUAACAAGCAUAAUACUAAUAUUGUUGAUCAUCAUCAUCAUCAUCAUCAUCGGUCUACUAGAUCUGUAACUCUUGGUUCUGAAUUGGCAACCCGGAAAUAUAGAUCAAGGAAAACACAGGCGGAAUCGAUGAAAAAGGUUAUGGAUAUGAAUUGUUUUGGUCCUAGUACUCUUAAGUUUUAA
Erigeron canadensis is the source of this 312-nucleotide messenger RNA. RefSeq lists its product as uncharacterized. Lineage: Eukaryota; Viridiplantae; Streptophyta; Magnoliopsida; Asterales; Asteraceae. The coding region runs from base 1 to 312 and encodes 103 amino acids. The transcript has a single exon. The record is from RefSeq and is a predicted model, not a curated record.